UCCCCCAAUCACAUCUCACGCGACCGCACCACCAACCCUUCCCUUCAUCAAUAGGAGCACGGCGCCCAUCCAUUCCCCUCUCCUCCUCCCCAAUUCCAACGCCUCGUCUCCUGCUUCUCAAUUCCAAACCCCCAGUUGAUUACCUAACGCUCAUGGUUUUCUCCGCCUCCGCGUCGCCUCUCGUUGCCGCCUCCGCUUCCUCCUGCUCCGCCGCCGCCGCGCGCCUCCGCUGCUGCUGUUAUGCUGGUUGUUGUUGUUGACGUCGUAGCUAGCUAGGGUUUGUGAUUUCGCGCCGAUCUGUUGGGAAAUUCGAAAGCAUGGAUCUCUCGCGGCCCGAAUCGUCGGACCUCUCGCUCGGCCUCCACUCGCACGCCCAUUCCUACGCCCACGUCCACGCCCGAGCGCACGCGGUCGCCGCGCCGCUGCGGCUGUUCGACGACGCGGAGGACGCGAAGCCGGAGCGCGUCGGGGUUCGGGAGGCUGAGGGGGAGAGGGAUGACGACGACGGGGGAGACCAGCGCUUCUCCCUCCUCGGCCACUCGCUCUGCGUCAAGCGCCCUCGCCGCGCGGUCAACGGCGGUGGGGGCGGCGGAGGGGAGACGUCCUCCUGCUCGUCCUCGUCCGCGGUGCUGCGCCCUGCGAAGCGGCAGGCGACGGGGGAGUGCGGCGGCGCGGAUCUAGAGACCCGCCGCGCCAUGGUCCGCGCCUGGGGCAACCAGUCGCUGGCGGAGGCUGACCCGGACGUGCACGCGCUGAUGGAGCGCGAGCUGGACCGCCAGGUGCGUGGCAUCGAGCUGAUCGCGUCGGAGAACUUCGUCUGCCGCGCGGUGCUCGACGCGCUCGGCAGCCACCUCACCAACAAGUACUCCGAGGGGCUCCCGGGGGCGCGCUACUACGGCGGGAACCAGCACAUCGAUGCCAUCGAGUGGCUCUGCCACGAGCGCGCGCUCGCCGCCUUUGGUCUCGACCCCGCCUGCUGGGGCGUCAACGUCCAGCCUUAUUCCUGCACAUCCGCCAAUUUGGCUGUCUACACGGGGCUUCUUCAACCCAAAGACCGCAUCAUGGGGCUGGAGCCGCCGUCCGGCGGCCAUGUUAGCCACGGUUACUACACGCCGAGUGGUAAGAAGGUGUCAGGCGCCUCUAUUUUCUUCGAGAGCUUGUCAUACAGGGUGAAUCCACAGACUGGGUAUAUUGAUUAUGACAAGCUUGAGGAGCGUGCAAUGGAUUUCCACCCAAAGAUCCUCAUCUGUGGUGGGAGCUCGUACCCAAGGGAGUGGGACUUUGCACGGAUGAGGUUGAUUGCUGAUAAGUGUGGUGCAGUGCUUAUGUGCGACAUGGCACAUAUCAGUGGGCUUGUCGCGGCAAAGGAAUGUCGUAGUCCCUUCGACUACUGUGAUGUUGUUACGUCAACUACCCACAAGAAUCUAAGGGGUCCUAGAGGUGGUAUAAUAUUUUUCAGGAAAGGGAAAAAUUCAAGGAAGAGAGCUGGAUCUUUUUCUCAAGGGGAUGAAAAUGAUUAUGACUUCGAGGAUAGGAUAAAUUUUGGUGUUUUCCCUUCAAUGCAAGGAGGACCCCAUAAUAAUCAUAUUGCUGCCUUGGCGAUAACUCUGAAGCAGGUGGCAACUCCUGAAUAUAAAACAUACAUUCAACAAGUCAAGAAAAAUGCUCAGGCUUUGGCAUCAGCCUUGCUUAGAAGAAAAUGCAGAUUGGUUACUGGUGGCACAGAUAAUCAUUUGGUACUUUGGGACCUCAGAACUCUUGGCUUGACAGGCAAGAUCUUCGAGAAGGUCUGUGAGGCAUGCCACAUAUCUAUCAACAAGACACCAAUUUACGGGGAUAAUGGCUCAAUAUCUCCUGGUGGUGUAAGGAUUGGAACACCUGCAAUGACUACUAGAGGUUGCUUAGAGGUUGACUUCGAGGUUAUUGCAGACUUCCUCAUCAGGGCAACUCAAAUUGCCAGCAGUGUUCUGAAAGAACAUGGGAAACAGCAAAACGUAUUUCUAAGAGGCCUGCAGAACAAUAAGGAUGUUAUAGAACUCUGUAAUCAGGUCGAGGCGUUUGCAUCACAGUUUGCAAUGCCAGGUUUUGAUGUAUGAAUGUGCGUAUAUACAAUGGUUGGGAUUGUCCAGAUUCAUCAGCAACAUUACCAGCCCUGCGGAUCAAACAAUACUAUCAAGUAUCAACUAUUUGUUCAACUGCAUAAGAUUAGGAGGGGGGGGUUUUUUGGUUGGUAAUCGGUCUUGACUCUUAUUCAAGCAAUUAUGUACAGUUUACCGCAAAGUUGCCAAAUAUGUGUAGUGAACCUUGGUAUGACGAAUUAUUAUAGGAGAUAUUUUCCUGUCACCCUACAACAGAAUUUGUACUGCCUUUUGGAACCUGUGAUUGUCCAGGCUGAAUAAGCUUAACCAUGAGAUCUCUGUUUAUUUAUA
This is a messenger RNA of Phragmites australis (common reed), 2429 nucleotides long. RefSeq names its product serine hydroxymethyltransferase 7-like. Gene Ontology annotation, biological process: folic acid metabolic process; L-serine catabolic process; tetrahydrofolate interconversion. The transcript has 4 exons. NCBI's taxonomy places the organism in Eukaryota, Viridiplantae, Streptophyta, Magnoliopsida, Poales, Poaceae. Gene Ontology annotation, cellular component: cytoplasm. Bases 318 to 2096 code for a protein of 592 amino acids. Gene Ontology annotation, molecular function: serine binding; zinc ion binding; protein binding. The record is from RefSeq and is a predicted model, not a curated record.